This is a messenger RNA of Physcomitrium patens, 2788 nucleotides long. Its product is annotated as protein ZINC INDUCED FACILITATOR-LIKE 1. Gene Ontology annotation, biological process: transmembrane transport. Gene Ontology annotation, molecular function: transmembrane transporter activity. Lineage: Eukaryota; Viridiplantae; Streptophyta; Bryopsida; Funariales; Funariaceae. The record is from RefSeq and is a predicted model, not a curated record.
UUUGCGUGGUUUUCGUGUUUUGUUUCGUAGCUCAGUCCUAAGACUCCCCCCACUCCCCUCGGGAGGCGGCCGCAAAGUGCUGUGGGGCCUGAGCUUUUGCCUUGACAUGUUCGUGACAUCGGUAGAGAACAGGCGUCGGGUUUACGAUCGAUUGCUGUGGAGGGACCCACGAAUGAUCCUGUCGUGGAGUACAUCCGGAUUACAACUUGCAAAGUUUCUCUAGAUGAAUGGGAGCAUUGAAUGCCAGACUCUUGGUUUCUCAACAUCCCAACUACCUCCCUGCAUCCAUGCGCAUACUCGUCAUAACCGCGGAUGGUAACUCACUCAGUCACAGUGCUCUCAGGAGAGUGAUCUCUUCUGCAGCCAGCCCCAUUCCCUCGACCUUUCCUCCUCCUCCUCCUCCAGGACAGAAAACAGGGAAGAUAUUGAGAAACUGAACUGGAUUUGUGAGUAGACCUGUUUCGUAGCGGUGCCAGACAGUAGCUUAUCUUCAGUUGAUUCUUUUUGGUUUUUUAGUAGGAACGAUUGGAACAUUCUGUAACAAGGGUGGGGAGAUUGGAUACGUGAAGGGAAUUGCGUGUUUUUGUACCGGGCACCUGUUUGUAGGUGAGGUGCCUGUGCGGGAAUGCCGAGGGAGAUGGGGGCAGGGGAGAGGAAUGUAGUGGAUGUGGAGCAGCCUCUUCUCGAGGAGGAGGAGAAGAAGAAGAAGUCUCCAGCAUUGCUCUACCCGAAUUGUCCUGGUUGCAAACAUAGUUACUUGCAAGAUCCUGAUGCCAAGCUUCCUUAUAAGAUCUUUGGAACUUUAGCGGCGCUUACGCUCGUCAGUGCUCUACCAAUUUCUUCUCUCUACCCGUUUCUGUAUUUCAUGGUACGGGAUUUCAACAUUGCGAAAUCUGACAAAGACAUCGGCUUCUACGCUGGAUAUGUAGGAUCAUCGUUCAUGGUUGGGCGGUUUUUAACCUCUGUCCAAUGGGGGAUGGUGGCUGACAAAUACGGGCGGGUGCCUGUCAUGAUAAUUGGCUGCAUUACUGUCAUAGUGUUUCAUACAUUAUUCGGAGCAAGCACAAACUUCUGGAUGGCAGUACUUGCGAGAUUUUUUCUGGGUGGCUUAAACGGCAUGCUUGGUACCAUCAAGGCCUAUGCAUCGGAGGUUUGCAGUGAAAAGCACCAAGCUAUUAGUGUGUCCAUUGUGGGCACCGUCUGGGGUCUUGGACUGAUUAUUGGUCCGGCCAUGGGCGGCUACUUGUCUCAGCCAGCAAUCAAGUAUCCAAAUUUGUUUCCACCUGGUUCACUAUUUGAUCGAUAUGCGUACUUGUUACCGUCUCUAUGCGUCACAGUGAUUUCAAUUCCAACUCUCUGCAUCACGUUCUAUCUUCCUGAGACAAUUCACAAACAUGAUGUCAAAGAAGUUGAGCAGGCUGAAGAUUCGAAGUACGAAAAGCCUUUGUCUCUUCCCAUUCCAAACAAUCUGUCGCGGGCAGGAAGCAGAAAAUACACGGUGUGUGAGAGCAUCGAGAGCCCAUCCGUGCAUUCUCCCCUCGGAAGUCUACAUGAACCCAAAUUUGAAGAUGCAUGGAAUCAACAUUCUGAAAAAGGACCGCAAAAUAGCGAUCAGGUUCAAACCAGGAGUAGCUCACUGCGAAGUCUAAGCCAAAACGAGGAAGACAUGAAUGACAACGAUGGUUACAGAGCUUUACUGGGAACGGACACCCCGAAGGAUGCCCAAGUACUUCAAAUAAAUUCCACGGACGCUGCAGAGGAGAAAAUACCAGGGGCAGAAACAAAUUUGCGUGAUUCAACGAAGAAGAAGAAAUCCUUGUGGACAAGCAAGCCUCUCAUGGCCUCCAUUGCUCUAUACUGCAUCUGGUCCUUGCACGACAUGGCCUUCAGUGAGAUUUUUUCGUUGUGGUGUGUGAGUCCUUUGGCCGAUGGAGGUCUGGGAUUAUCAACUACCGUUGUUGGUCAAAUACUCGCGAUAUCAGGAUUUACGAUGUUGGUGUUCCAAAUUUUGUUCUUCGCUCCUUUGGUUAAUUGGAUGGGAGCUGUACUUGUAUCCCGAUCUGGCGCGGGAUUUACAACUCUUUCAAUGGCUGCUUUCCCAUUAAUGACGAUGCUCAAAGGAACGUCGCUCUUUAUCGUUCUUAAUCUCUUGUCGAUUGUCAAGAACAUUCUUGGGAUAUUGAUAUUCACAGGCUCUUUCAUAUUGGUAAACAAUUCAGUGAGACAAGAUCAAAGAGGAGCAGCAAAUGGGCUUGCAAUGAGCUUGGUGUCCCUUUUUAAAGCUGUAGGGCCAGCUGGAGGUGGCAGCAUUUUUGCAUGGGCGCAGAGCCGGCAAGAUACUUAUAUUCUGCCAGGUAAUCAGCUCGUGUUCUUCUCCCUGGCUGUUGUCUCUUUGAUCACCUAUUUCACCACUUUCGAGCCUUUCCUGCCUAGAUCUCUUGACAGACCUUUGCCGGAAGACCGAGACGUUGAGUGAUUAAACCCAGAUAAAUUCACACCUUUCUCUUCGCAUUUUUUCCCCUUUCUUCUCGAGCCGCUCUACCAUAGAGCACGAUUUUGUUCCGACACUUCUUGUAGUCUCAUAGAGAAUAUCAUUGCAGCUUUAGCUUCAAAGCUUGCAUUAGCUACUUGGGUGGCUCUGGCCUAGCCUGUGAGUAUAGUUGCCUAAUUCAUUUUACCCAUAGUUGUCAUAUUAUGGUGACUUGUUCAAAGCAAGUGUGAUCAUACAAUGAACACUGAGCAUGCAAGAUCCUAAUUAUAUAUCAAAAACUACAUCGGAUUUUUCUGA